CAACACCCGCAUCACUCCCCGCACAUGCCACCGUGUCUUCCCGCACCUCCCCCUCACAUCACAUCCCGCGCACAGACCAUUUCGAUUCCUCCCCGCAGCAACCAGUUACCGCGGUGAGUGUUAUCGAAUCCCGUUCCGAGCCGUGCGCGUGGAGUCAUCAGCCGUUGCGGCGGGAGCGCAUCCUCGUGUGCCGCGGCGAUGGGUGGUAGCGCGGGCGACGGCGGGGAGAGCACGACCGGCGGCGGUGACUCGGAUGUUUCGUGCUGGUACUCGCGCGUGGAGCGGCGGCAGUGCCGCGUGGUGCGCGACGAGAAGGGGCGGCCGGUGAAGGAGUGCGAGCGCACGCACGAGGUGUUGCGCCAGUGCGCGGGGCGCCCGUCUGAGGUGGUGGAGUCCCAUUCCGAGGUCACCAGGGAGGACCUCCCGCCUGGCUCCGAGCUCUCCGCCUCCACCUUCUCCUCCUCCUCGUCUUCGUCGUCCUUCUCCUACGGCGGUGGAGCCACAUCCACACACCCUUCUCCCGACGCCCCCUCCCUCCCAUCCCCCUUCUCUCACUUCCCCUUCUCCCUUCCUUCCCCGUUCUCCUCGCGCCCUCCGCCCUCUCUCCCCCCAUCCGACCCCCAUUCGUCCUCCCCGCACUCUUCUCCGCCUUCCCCGUGGUCCUCCUUCCCCUCCGUCCCGCCAUCCGCGCACCCCAAUGGCCCUUCCUCCCCUUCCUUGCCCGCGGACCUCCCCUCUCUCCCGGACGUGAUUCGCUCAGCAGAGCAGCUAGCCUCGGAGGUCUUCAGCAGGUUCGGCAUGACCCCUCCAACUGGAUUCCCAGGCUCGGGGGAGGGUGAGCAGGGGUCCGGUUCAGAGGCAAGUGGGUGGGGAGGGCCGUGGUCGGUGUUCCGUUUUGGAAUGGGCGGGCCGUCGACACAGAUAUGGGAGGACGAGAGCAGCGUGCUGGAUGGCAGUGGGGUGGACGGUAGGGGGGUGGGCAGUGAGCAAGAGAAGAGGCAUGGCAGCGCGCAAGGGGGCGGGCAAGGGAGUGGGCAGGCCAUGGGGGGGAAUGGAAGUGAUGGCAGGGGGGGGAUCUUCGGGAGAUGGAUAAAGAGAGGCGGCGAGCAGGGGUCAAGGGGGUGGGGUGCGGGGCAGGGGAGGGCAAGGGCAAGCGAGGAGGAGAAAUAUCGAGAGUUCUCAAAGGAUUUCCAGGAUGUGUAGUGGGCUCUGUGCCUCAACCGAACGGACGGUCUGUGACGACGACGACUGCCGGCCGUCGUCGCCAUUGCUGACUGACUCAAGCCGGGGCAGAGAAAAACAGAUGCCCUUUAGAAGGCGUGACUUUUGGGAUGGGUCAAAUUUAACUUGGUGGAUGGCUUUUUUAGUUUAGGUUUGAGCCUCCUGUGCCGCGGCGUGCCCUGGAUCCCAUCGUUUUCUGCCCUGGAAAGCUAAUGCGGUUGCACACGGCUGGGACGAGUGCCGUACGGUGAAGCACAAGAGGGAAGAGGGGGGCAUCUCAGAGAGCUGAUUGCUGGAGAUGUUGAUAGAGAGAGGAGUGAGGAGGUGCAGGGGGAGGAGUGUAGAGAGGAGAGGGAGCUGGAGAAUUUGUUGGAGAGGAGAGUGGCAAAGCGCUGCUGGCAUAUUCAGAAGGCAGGCAGGAAGCGCCCUUGGAUCGCACCUAUCCAACCCAUCCCUGAGGUUGUCAUAUCUGGUUCUUCCCCUACUUAUGGCCCUUGGUGCUGAUUAUGUCACUUAGUUGAUGAUUUACAAUUUCUUCACCUACUUGAUUAUUCAUGCAUAAGCAUAACACUAGAGACAG
This is a messenger RNA of Closterium sp. NIES-67, 1801 nucleotides long. The record is from the annotation of a GenBank genome assembly. Lineage: Eukaryota; Viridiplantae; Streptophyta; Zygnematophyceae; Desmidiales; Closteriaceae.